Molecule: messenger RNA, 1401 nt
Organism: Aspergillus welwitschiae
Lineage: Eukaryota; Fungi; Ascomycota; Eurotiomycetes; Eurotiales; Aspergillaceae
Product: pyridoxal phosphate-dependent decarboxylase family protein
Exons: 1
Coding region: 1-1401 (466 amino acids)
Biological process (GO): amino acid metabolic process
Molecular function (GO): pyridoxal phosphate binding; carboxy-lyase activity
Source: RefSeq, a predicted model, not a curated record
AUGGACGAAAUCGUGCGAGAUACACUCCAAGGGCUUUCAGAAAUUGUCGGGGACAAACUUCUAUGCGAUCAAGCAGCCCUAGUCAAACGUCCAACAAAGGAGCAGCUGGUCAAGUUGUUGAAGUCUUCUCCUCCGGAGCAAGGGCGAUCAUUGGAAGAUGUUGUGCAAGAAUUCGAAGAUAUCCUCUCUUUUCGCUACAGCGUCAACCACCCAAGAUUCUUCGCCUUUGUACCCUCGGCAGCCUCUCCUUUAUCGUGGCUAGGAGAUGUUAUUUCAACCGCCUUCAACAAUUAUGCAGGGAGCUCGGAGUCGGGUUCCGGUAUCUGCGCGGUAGAAGAAUCUAUCAUUCGCUGGGUAGCUGAAAAGUUCGAACUGCCCCCAUCAGCAGGGGGACAGUUCGUGUCCGGUGCUUCCCUUGCUUGCCUGACUGCAUUGACUGUUGCACGGGAUCAGCUUGUGGAAGAUGACAUGCGCACAAGAGCAACAGCAUAUAUCGCCGAGGAGACGCACUUCUGUGUAGCUAAAGCACUCCGUAUAACGGGCCUGCUAAAGCACCAGAUAAGGACCGUGCGCUGCAAUGCGGAGUUCCAAAUGGAUCUGGGGAGUCUUCGCCAGGCUAUCAUUCAGGAUAUUGAAAACGGCUUGAAGCCGUAUGUGGUAAUUGCAACCUGCGGCUCAACCAAUACUGGGAGUAUUGAUCCCCUUGAUGCAAUCGCAGAUAUAGCAGCAGAGUACAGAAUGUGGAUGCACGUCGACGCUGCUUAUGGAGGAUCAGUUGCUUUUUGCGAAUCGCGCAAGGACCUUCUGAAAGGUAUAGGCCGCGCUGACAGCAUCGCUUGGGAUCCUCACAAGUGGCUCUUCCAAACCUAUGGCUGUAGUGUUGUCCUUUUCAAAAAAAGGUUCCGUCCAAGGGAGAGCUUCGCCACAACCGCGCACUUCUUGCGUGAUGUCGAAGACGGAUAUAUUGAGAAUCCUUUUAACUUUGGGAUCGAGUUGACACGACCAGCUCGUCAUAUGAGGCUCUGGUUUUCUUUACACAUCCUCGGGACAAACAUGAUUGACCGGAUGAUCCUGCGCGGGUUUGAACUCUCCGAUCUCGUUGAGACUGAAGUGAGCAAGCUCAGCGAAUGGGAAAUCGUCACACCUAGUAGCAUGGCUGUUAUCAACUUCCGCUUCAAUCCGCCUGGAAUGAGUGCAGAAGCUAUCGACGAUAUCAACAGUCUUGUCUCCAAGAGACUGGCGACUCAGAAUAUCGCAGUCGUGUUCACCACUCGUAUUCGCGGGGUUGUCUGCCUUCAAAUGUGUACCAUCAACCCACAGACCACAGAUAACGACAUCCGCGAUGUUAUCAACGCUUUGGAUAAAAGUGCACGACUUGUCAGCAAAGAAAUGACAGAAUGA